AUGCAAGCGGCACCAAGUGAACUGUGUCCACCCCCUGUUCUACCCCAGACCCAACCAGUGGGUCAGCUGCCACCAUACACCAAUGGCGAAGGUGAUGAUGCAACGGCGGCAUUGAUCGAACCUUCUUUCUUAAAUGCGGCCAAUGAUUCGCGAUUGUUUCCCUUCAGCUAUCUCGACAACGUUUCUCUUCCCCCAAUUUUUGACCAACCCGUUCUCUACCCCGGAGUUUCAUUUAACGACUCUUUUGUUUCUCCCGUGUUCAGCUCUGAUCUCACCCAAGGCGACCAUUUUGGCGCUGGCGGCGAGCCCACCGGAGGGAUAUCAGACGAGAUUUUACAUAACCAAGCUCCUUUCCUGUCCGCCCCUGAGCCCGAACGUCCGCAUGUCAACACUACGCCCUUCCUGCGAGUCUCGCAGGAUGACUGGCUGUGGCUCUCUGCGCAAAUUUACAAUUUCCGUGCGGUUUUACCUGCAGAUUUCACUAUACCUUCUCGACAUGCCAUUUCACGAUACAUGCAUGGAUUUAUGACUGGCUUCCAUCCGCACUUCCCCAUCAUUCACCAUCAAACUCUCCAUUUCAAAAAAAUGGCACCGGAACUUAUUUUGGCCCUGGCCGCAGCUGGUAGCCAAUAUUGCUUGGAGUCACACCAGGGGUUAAAUCUCCUCCCCGCCGCGAAGGCCAUUGCGAUGGAACAAUUGCGACAACGUGAGGUUGAGAAAGAUGAAACCAAUCAUAUAUCUCCUUCAUCGUGGACGUUGAUUCAAUCUCCCAAAUCACUUCCCGGCGCAAAUCAAUCAAAUGAUGAUGGUUCACGUCUCAACGGCGGGGGUUUUGAGCCCAGAAACCACCACGAUAAUUUGGAAACCAUCCAGGCAUUGUUUUUCUUAAUGGCCAUGGCAACUUGGGGAGGUGAGCAUCGCUCACUUGUGAGACAAGCCCUUGGCACACAGAGUGUUUUGGCAAUGCUUGUUCGCCAGCAUGGACUUUCGGAAAAUCCCCAUGCCCCACCACCCACGAGUUGGGAAGGAUGGGCUAGAACCGAGAGUGCUCGCCGAACCAAAUUGAUCAUCUCCGCUUUUUUUAAUCUUCAUACUCUUGCAUUCAAUGUACCAUGUCCACUCCUCAUCACGGAUAUUCAACUGCGAACACCAUGUGCUGAGAUGGAGUGGAGGUCCACCGAUGCUAUCAGUUGGCGAAGAAUUCACCAGGAUUCAAAUGAGGCCCCUCUCUUCCAGGAUUGCUUCAAUGCGUUGCUCAGCAACACUGGAGUGUUGCCUGUCUUCUCGUCACUGGGCUCACAUGUGCUCAUCCAUGCCUUACUUCAGCGUAUUAUCACCAUUCAACAAGCGGUCAAACUGGUGGAUCCUGAAAGCCAGAUGGUUUCUGAGGUCACGUCAAGUAUGAAGCAAGCUUUGAAAAAAUGGCACCUUGCAUGGGAGCAAAAUCCCGAGUCAUCAUACAGCCCUCUCGAUAAAUAUGGCCCAAUUGCCUUCAAUUCAAGAGCCUUAUAUCAUUUAGCGUUCGUCCGUUUAUCGAUUGACAUCGGGGCAGCCAGCUCUCUUCUCGAAAGAACCGCAGAAGAAAUUGCAAAGAAGCUGCACGAUGGCCCUAGGCUACAGAAAAGCCCACACCUACUUCUCGCUGCAAAACAUGCGACUACUGCACUAUGCUCACCUGUGCAAAUGGGGGUGCACUUUGUUGGUCGUGCACCCAGUUGGUCAGUUAUGCAUGCCGUGUGCUCUCUCGAGUAUGCAUAUGCUUUGAAUCGCUUCCUCGAAACAUAUGCAUUGUCCCCAGGAAUCUUGCAGGAUGAGGAGCGGGCAUUGAUCGACACGAUAAAAGAGACGUUGUGCGAAGUGGAAACUGCACUGCCGGGUGGCAAUCCGAAGAUCAUUGAGACAGAACCUAGAGCCCUUGGUCCUAAAGCGGUCAGAGCGUGGGCCAUGAUUCUCGAAGGUAUGAAGACCUGGAAUGCUGUCAGUCUCAUCACAAAAUGUCUGUCCGCAUAUGCAGACCUGCUAGAGCAAGCGACCUUCCAAAACACAGCUAUGGACAUGUGA
Penicillium manginii is the source of this 2061-nucleotide messenger RNA. RefSeq names its product fungal specific transcription factor domain-containing protein. Gene Ontology annotation, cellular component: chromatin. The record is from RefSeq and is a predicted model, not a curated record. The transcript has 3 exons. NCBI's taxonomy places the organism in Eukaryota, Fungi, Ascomycota, Eurotiomycetes, Eurotiales, Aspergillaceae. Gene Ontology annotation, biological process: DNA-templated transcription; regulation of transcription by RNA polymerase II. Bases 1 to 2061 code for a protein of 686 amino acids. Gene Ontology annotation, molecular function: zinc ion binding; RNA polymerase II cis-regulatory region sequence-specific DNA binding; DNA-binding transcription factor activity, RNA polymerase II-specific.